This is a messenger RNA of Zingiber officinale, 699 nucleotides long. RefSeq lists its product as uncharacterized. Gene Ontology annotation, cellular component: mitochondrial large ribosomal subunit. The coding region runs from base 124 to 462 and encodes 112 amino acids. The record is from RefSeq and is a predicted model, not a curated record. The transcript is spliced from 3 exons. Gene Ontology annotation, biological process: translation. Gene Ontology annotation, molecular function: structural constituent of ribosome. Lineage: Eukaryota; Viridiplantae; Streptophyta; Magnoliopsida; Zingiberales; Zingiberaceae.
AAUUUUUACCGACUCCACGGACGUCAUUUGUAUUGGGUGAUUAGUUUUAGGUUCUACCCAUCAUCCAUCAUCACAGGCAGUCUUCUUCGUCCCGAAAGAUAAACCCUAACGAUCUGCCCAGCAAUGUCUAUGACGGCGGCGACAGGGUUGCUUCGGCGGGCGUCGUCCCAUCUCGCUCGUGUACCUAGCCCUUUUCUUCCUUCCGUGUCAUUUGACAGGCUUCUCAUUCCGGAAUCGUCAGUGGGAGCGGGGCCUCUCCCUGGUUUUUCUUCUCCUAGCUCCAUGGAGCUCAUGGCCGUCCCAAAAAAAAAGGUUUCUCCUCAUAAAAGAGGACUUCGGAAUGGACCCAAGGCCCUAAAACCUGUUCCUGUGAUCGUUCGUUGCAAGAGUUGUGGGCGAGUUAAGUUACCACACUACUACUGUUGCAGUGGAGAUAAGGGAAACAAUAAUACAGCAAACUGAUGGAAUAAAUGCAACAUUGGACAGAAAGAAAACAGCUCAACUAAGAGCCUUUUUACUAGUUGGUGUUUUAAACCUAAGAAGAUUUUAUUUCGUUCCUAUUUAGUUGCAGGAACUCACAGAGUUCAAGUCUGGAAAUGAAAUUUUUAUGAAUAUGUUAGAACCAAAUUAUAAUAUGGAAAAGUUAUGAACUUCCAGAUUGUGUUCAAUUAUCAAUGAAAAGUUCUAUUUUAAGACUGA